CAGAGCGCAAGGGGAGCAGGUGCUUAGCCCUCACUUUACUGAUUCAACCUGCUUUGUUAAUAAGCUUCCUAUGACAAGUUUUGGACUACACAAGAGUACCCAACGAAACUUGUGACCAUACUGAGUCGAUAAUGCAACCAGGACUCAAUGCCAGUUGUUCCGGUGACAACGCUACCUGUGACAUCCAGGAUGGCUUUCUCUCCAUCGUCCUGCCCACAGGAUACUCCAUCAUCUUCAUCAUUGGGGUGCUCAGCAAUGCUGUGACCAUCGUCAUUUUCUUCCUGAGGAGAUGGUCCAACUCCUCCAUCACCGUGUACAUGAGGCAUAUGACCAUGGCCGACUUACUGCUGGUCCUCUGUCUGCCUGUGCGAAUAUACUACCACAACAGACCAGGCCCCUUCUUCCUCUGCAAGGUGGUGGGCAUCUUCUUCUACAUCAACAUGUACGCCAGCAUCAUGUUCCUAAGCCUCAUCAGCCUUGACCGCUACCUGAAGAUCACCAAGCCCGUCUGGGUCUUUAAGUUCCAGAAGGUAAACUGGAGCCGCAGGACCUCCUACGCAGUCUGGGUGAUCCUUGCCCUCGGCGCAUUCCCCGUCUUCCUGGGGAAGAGCGGCACUGGCCCCUGUCAGGAGAUCUGUUUCCACUUCCACAAGAAGAGACCCGUCGCGGGUUCUUUAAACCUCAUCACCGUCUUGCUCUUCUACGUUCUCUGCCUGCUCCUCCUCUGCUUCUACGGAAAGAUCGCCAUGAAGCUGAGGUCCAUGUCGCUGGGGAAUGGCGACGAGAAGGCCAAGAGCAAGAUGGCCAGGAUCGUGGUGAAGACCUUCGUGGUGCCAACCGUCUUCACUGUGUGCUUCAUGCCCUACCACCUGGUUCGCGUGCCCUACGUGCUGGCACAAAUGGACAUCAUCCAGGAGCAGGGCACCAAGCAGACCCUGCACCUCUUCAACGAGCUGAUGCUGUGUCUCUCUGCUCUGAACAGCUGCCUGGACCCCAUCAUCUACUUCCUUCUGUCCUCCACCUUCAGGAAAACUGUCAUCUGUGCCAUCCAAGGCAAGUUCAAAAAGAUGUACGCCAUGAAUCAGCGACGAACUAGCUUAAUUAAGUCUGUCACUGAAAUGUAG
This is a messenger RNA of Megalops cyprinoides (Indo-Pacific tarpon), 1124 nucleotides long. It is a transcript of the gene gpr34l, whose product is annotated as G protein-coupled receptor 34 like. Gene Ontology annotation, molecular function: G protein-coupled purinergic nucleotide receptor activity. Bases 132 to 1124 code for a protein of 330 amino acids. Lineage: Eukaryota; Metazoa; Chordata; Actinopteri; Elopiformes; Megalopidae. Gene Ontology annotation, cellular component: membrane. Gene Ontology annotation, biological process: G protein-coupled receptor signaling pathway. The record is from RefSeq and is a predicted model, not a curated record. The transcript is spliced from 2 exons.